Molecule: messenger RNA, 1554 nt
Organism: Colletotrichum abscissum
Lineage: Eukaryota; Fungi; Ascomycota; Sordariomycetes; Glomerellales; Glomerellaceae
Product: glycosyltransferase family 71
Exons: 1
Coding region: 1-1554 (517 amino acids)
Biological process (GO): mannan biosynthetic process
Cellular component (GO): Golgi apparatus
Molecular function (GO): alpha-1,2-mannosyltransferase activity
Source: RefSeq, a predicted model, not a curated record
AUGGCCGGCAUCAAGAGAACACGCAUCAUAUUUGCGCUGGUCAUCACCGUCGUCCUGAUCUUGCUGUUCAAAAAGGGCGACUCGAAUCCUCAAACACCCCAAUGGACACCCAACUCACCACCAGGCGGCUCGCUCAUCAACGUCGACAUCCCUCCAGAUCGCGUCGAGGUGCCCAUCAUCGACAAUAACCUGCAGUUCCAGCCGCCGCCAGUUCAGGCGCAUGUGCUUCUCGACGCGCAUAAACUCCCGACAGCUGACGACUUCAUCCCUCACUUCGCUGCCGUCACCAACAUCAAGGGCAUCGCCCAGCAAGAGGCUCGCGCAUCAUGUACCUGGCCAGCGGACAUGUACGUCGAUUUUCAAUUCUCCGACUCUCUGCCAUGGGUUAUUGAGGACCGACCGGUGCUUGAGAUCGAGCUGCGCAGACGCGAAUGGCAGGACUUUGUUAAGAGCGGCAUGAUCCCAUACGCACGCGCCAAGGAUCGCUUCUCCGGAAGAGGAUUGGUCAUAGUCGCGGGCAACGCCGACACGGUAAUGCGCGUCAAGGUGAUCUUGCGUCAGCUGAAGAGGCUCCGGUCGACAAUUGCAGUUGAGAUUCACUAUUGGGACACCGAGAUGGACAUGGGCGUCAUGGCGGAUCUCAAUGCUCUCUAUGAGCCGAUAUACUACAAUGAUCUCUCCAAAGAGCACAACAUUGUGCAUAUCAAGAAGGAUGGGAUCUUCGGGAUCAACUACCAGCUGAAGACUGCCGCACUGCUCAAUUCGCGUUGGGCUGAGCCUCUGCUGCUCGACUCCGACAACAUUCCCAUGAUCGACCCAUCGAUUCUCUACGACUCGAUGCAGUACACAGAAUACCACUCCGUAUUCUGGCCCGAUAUUGCUCGCACGCGGCCUCAGAAUCCCGCUUGGGCCAUCUUCAACACGCCAUGCAAAAUGGCCGAGCACGAGCAGGAGAGCGGGCAGCUUCUGGUAGACAAACAGCGUUUCUGGUACCACCUCCAGCUUGCAUCGUGGCUCAACAAUGAGCAGGGGAAAUACUACAAUGAGAUGUUGCUGGGCGACAAAGACAUGUUCCGUUUCGCGUGGCACGCUCUACGGACAACGUUUGGAAAGCCCAAAAAAUGGGUCACGAGCGUCGGAACGGAGAAUGAUGGCUUCUACUGCGGACACUCGUUCGCGCAGCACCACCCCGACGAUGGCCGUAUCGCCUUUCUUCAUGGAGGACUCGUCAAGACUGCUCCUCUCGAAGUCAUGAGGUGGAACCGGGACGUCAAGGGCGGAUAUCUUCGGCAUUACAAGAGAGCGCCGAGCGAAGAGAGUCCCGAGGUGAACGUCAACGUCGCCAUCAAGUGGGACGGCGCUACUUACAUGCCUCAGCAUUCUCAGAAGUUCGUUGCGGCCCAGUGCACCGACAUGUUUGAUGUCCAGGCAAGAGACUUAAAUGAGAUACUGCCUGGGGUCGAGCAGACGUUUCGCGAAAUCGGUGGAUACUGGCAGCUGGAUCAGGAAGAUGCGACGAAGCUGGGCCAGUCUGGGUCUUUACCUGCCAGCUGA